AUGGCGAACUACUACCACGAGGCCCGGGCGCACGUGCGGCGCUUGAAGGAAAUGUCAGAGGAGAACAAGAGACGGGCUGAGAGACGUGCAGAGCUUGCAAGCGCCCAGGCGGAACAUCCAAUCAACUUUCUGAUGGGGGAGGGACACAGCUGCAAGAUCCAUCGCAGCACUGAACAGUAUAACGCCAUUGAGAGACAGGAGGGGAUGAUCGCCUGGAAUGAUCACCAGGACAACAUGAUUGAUCGUUUCGAUGGGCGUGCCUUGCUGGACUUUUACAGGGAGCCUUCCACAUCAAGGAGACAAGAAAAGGCACCAGAAGAGGUGGAAUUAGAGAAGUGGGUGGCUUUUGAAAGCUACAGAGAUCUCGUUCGACUGCUGAGUCGGGGAAUAAGUGAGUCAGAAGGGCUUGCUUUCGUGGAGCACGAAAACAUUGAGAUACGUGCCAAGGCAAAAGUUGCAGCUGCUGCUGCAGUCUCUGGGGCACAGGGAGAGCAGGCAGCACUUGCGACAGCAUCAAACAUCUCCUCAGGUCUUGCAGGAUACGCUGUAUUUGGUUACGAUCUGGACGAUGGCUCAUCGAGUGACAAUGACAGCGACGAGCAACAUGAAGGAGAUGAAGGUGACGACGAAGACUCUCAGGAGGAGGGUGAAGGCCGUGGAGCCCAAGUUCUGGAUAGAGACGAGUUGGACAGAGUGGGUGAGGAGCAGUUUGGGAUUGAGCACUUCAGCUCGAGGCUUAAGCGGGUGCUGAAAUUUGAAGGGGAUGCAGACGCCUUCAGGUUCAAAGCAGCAGGUCGUCGGCGUAUCAGUCGCAAGAAGUAUGCAGAGCGAGCAAAGCGGAUGGCAGGGCAAGGGCUGGAUCCGCAUGGACAUCCCAGCGACUGGAAGGACUUGCCUAAUCAGCCCCUAAGAGAGGGGCGGUCAGGUGCAACACACAGACGAGGGAGCCACCGAGCCAGCCCUGACUACCAUUCACAAGCAAGGCACAGGCACUACUCCAGUUCAAGGUCCCGUUCCUCAUCUGGGGGCAGGUCUCGCUCAAGAUCGCCAAGGGCCCAUGGUCAGAGGGGCAGGACGGAGUACAUCACUGAGUUCCGCGGAGAGACAGCCCAUCAUAGUCGCCACGGUGGCUGGGUGGACGAGUCGGCGGCCGAGACGCGGCACCCUGCAACACGGUCGGACCCCUUCCAUAUCUUUUGCAGCAGACAACAGGAGAAACUCCACUGCAGGGGCUGCUCCACGCCAGGUUACCGGAUAGGAGGGGUACCGAAACUGGAGAUUGAUUGCAUGGGCAAGUUGCUCCAUUGGGCUUGCUCAGUCCUGCUUGGAUGCGUUAAGAAAAGAUAA
This is a messenger RNA of Ostreobium quekettii, 1347 nucleotides long. The record is from the annotation of a GenBank genome assembly. NCBI's taxonomy places the organism in Eukaryota, Viridiplantae, Chlorophyta, Ulvophyceae, Bryopsidales, Ostreobiaceae.